CUGGACGAUGUGCUCUCGGCUGCUUGAAUAUGAUAAAACAACAGUCCUUGAAUGGAUUGGCGCAAUGCAAAUCCCCCGUUCAUCUGACGAAAGGGCCACAAACCAACGGCCAUCAACCUGCAGCAACUCGCUUUCUUGGAUAUAUCCACUGUACAUACUGGAUCCGGCGGGCCAUUGAUUCCGAUUCUCCGACCGCCCAUCAAGCUCACAUUCCUUCCCUGUAAACAUCUACUGCGCCGGAACCACUUGAAGCUACUACGAUGGCUCAGCUGAGCGAUUUGCCAAGUGCAGUAGUUCUCAGAAUAAUCAAUCACCUCAUCCGAACACCACCCGAUCGACGCCUCAAUGAGGUAGACCAUCACGAUCUCGACUACAAACAAAUCGCACCCUUGCUAUACGAACAGCGCCUAAGACGUCCCCUAGAACCAGGUUACAUUGGGACAUCUCGCUUUCUCUAUGAUCAAGGCCUCCCACACCCACCUUCGCCGCCUGCUGGAGCUACAUUCCCCGAUGGUCUCCCUAAAAACCCAUUAUUGCCGUCCUCCUUGAUCAAUCGCACCUUCCAACGCUGUGCCCAGCAAGUACUAUUCAGAGAUGUCACAUUACAAACUCCAUGGGACGCGAUGCUGUUCCUUCGUUCGCUUGAUUGCCCAUCCUCGUUGGAUAAACCAGACCUCCUGGCUCAGAAUGUUCGCUCGAUACAGUUCAUGUGGGGAGGCCCUUGUUCAUUAGGAAAGGGCGGCGGCUACCUGAUUUGCGAGAUUCUCCAGAGAUGCCCGAAGAUCGAAAGAAUCGCGAUCGGUACGACGCUCUUGGUUCGCUGCAAAGACCCCGUACUGGAUGCCCUCGCGAGUUGCUCUCUCGUCAAGGAAUUUGUGGUUCUCAAGAACCCUAUCAAAGGCAUCCCCGGCUGGCUGGCCAACGAUAUAUCCACUCGAUUGCUUCCCAACUGGGACCGACUCGAGACGAUCGAUUUCACCAGACUCUGUAGCCGAUACGAUGAAAGGAAAGAGCCGAUCCCUCAACCAAUACCCGUCAUCAAUUGCGCCCUACGGAAAAUAAUUUUGGUCCAACCAGAUGUCUACGCGGAGCAGCUUUCUUUGAUUUUGAAGAGUUCUCGAGAGAGUAUGCAAACCCUCAAGAUCAUCGAUCCACACUUUAAGCUUACUCGUGCGGGCCUAUGUCAGGUUCUGAUAGACUGCGCUGGUCCAAAUCUGGAAUCCUUGACGAUCGAGAUCAACGUCGGGGUGAACAUGACCUGGGAUCAGAUACACUAUAAGGACAUCAUUCAAGGCUCCGAUGACCCAAGCAAAAACCGGAACCUGUUGGACAUCGUCUUCCGCACCUCUUAUGCUAUGAGCAAUCUCAAAUCCUUGACGUUUGCCGGCUCUUUGGCCAGCUCCGAUUUAUUCGCCCUCUUGCCCCCAUCAAUCGUCAAGCUUGCCUGGGAACGAUGCCAUAUUACUGGCGCUGCCUUCGCGGCCGCACUUUCCAGCUAUCAAUAUUAUCCAAGUGAUGACGAUCUGGAUGACCCAUACGGCCCUGCUCAACAGGUGCCAUUGCUGCCUAAUCUGAAGUGCUGCUCAGUUCGCCAUGCGCACGACUGGGAAGGUGAUUAUAAGCGAGCAAUCCAGGCCAGCUUCCGAGCCCGAGGGGCAUGCUAUCACAACAAGAAGUAUCCGUCUUGGUGCCCGUAUUACGACGAGGGGGAGCCGAUGGAGCUCAACAAUGCCUAUGGUUUGGAUCACGGUGAUGAUUACGGAUGUGCGGGCUGUGUUCCUUCUGUUGACUCUGAUAAUGGAGAGUUCUAUGACAAUCAGUACGAGUUCCUCUGACAUCUACGUACUGGCGGUGUUCCUUGUCUUUUCUUUCUUCCGUCCUCCUAACCAAACCUGAGUCCUAGAUUAAAGAUUGUUCAAUACCUUGUACUCUCAAAAGUUUCAUAUCCACACUUCACCAAAUUGUUUCACAGGAUCAUGACUCUCUUGUAACUCUUCUCUCAUCAAACUUCUUGCUACACUGUUGACAAAAGAAAUCUUCUUCUUCUUCUUCAUCCUUGCUUGACCCCCUGAUCAUAGUUAUAAAAUUUAUCCCCAAAUCCUCUUAUUGUCCCUCAUACAUAUAUAAUAAAAAUCUUUCUGAUAUUGGAAAAAAG
This is a messenger RNA of Puccinia graminis f. sp. tritici CRL 75-36-700-3, 2155 nucleotides long. RefSeq lists its product as uncharacterized. The transcript has 4 exons. Lineage: Eukaryota; Fungi; Basidiomycota; Pucciniomycetes; Pucciniales; Pucciniaceae. The coding region runs from base 261 to 1835 and encodes 524 amino acids. The record is from RefSeq and is a predicted model, not a curated record. Gene Ontology annotation, molecular function: RNA polymerase II cis-regulatory region sequence-specific DNA binding; DNA-binding transcription factor activity, RNA polymerase II-specific. Gene Ontology annotation, biological process: regulation of transcription by RNA polymerase II.